ACAUCAGACCAACACAGAAAUACCAGAUCAGACUAUUGUAAGUCAAUUCCAAAGAACAAUCCACAAAAAACUCACCUGAAUUCAUUCCUUCUGAUGAACACUCAAUGAAUCUUGCUCUCAAAGUGGCCACAUCUUUGCUGCAGUCUUGUUGUACUGCCUGUUCACCUUCAGUUAGCUGGGUGUUUGUCACCCCAGGUUGGGUUUUCUCCCUUGAUUGUGCCUGCUUCAAGCGCAAGAGCCAUGGUCCUGGAUCAGCAUUUGAACCCCAAACUUCCACCUUCUGCAAACUCUUGUCCAUUUCCCAAUAUUCAGACAAGUGAAAACCUGCUUUUGAGUCAACCAGAAGCUUGGGUUUACAACACAGAUGUACCAAUGUUUCAAAACCCUGGAACUGCCACAUGUUUGCAAGAUCUACAACCUUCUCUGACCAAUUAUGCUUUGUCAGAGAAUCAAUUCACUGGUCCAGACCAGCCAAUCCCUUUAACUUCAAACUUCAUGCCACAUGAAACUGUUCAGCCCACUAGCACACCAAUGACCUCAUUGAUCCCUCCAGCAACCUUGUUGGUACCUUAUCCAGUUGUGGUCCCGUUACCAGUGCCGUUGCCCAUACCAAUCCCAAUCCCUAUCCAAAUCCAUCAGAGUUUAGACUCAAAAGCUUUUAUUAAAACUUCCAGAAUGGGUUAUAUGAUUGACAAAAGCAUGCAGACCUCACCUAAAAUCUCUUGCUGUACCAGUAGCAUGGCCUACCCCAUAUUUCCACAUACCCCAACAGAGUCUCAGGACGAGGUGCUAGACCUCUCACUUAAAGCAACCCAAAUCAAGCAGGAACAUUUGUUAUCUGCUUCACCAAAUUCACCACUGGAUCUAUCCUUGGUAAGCUCAAAUAGUAGAUGUUGGCAUGAUGAUAUGAAUGGACAAAACACACAAUACAAAGAGGCAAUACAUGAAGGCAAUGGAAACAACAUCACAGGUUCAACGUAUGAAGACUACAAUGGCAGGAUUGUGCACUCAACUAAAACAGUCAAAGUCUUCGUGUCGCCCACAGAGACUGUUCUUGCCACUUUCUGUGACAAACGAAGAGGUUUCUCACAGGACUACAUGAUAAACUUACCCAUGAAACCAGACAGGAGCCAAGAUAUUGGGCCACAGGACAGCUUUAGUAGAUCAUCCCGAGCUACACUACAGAGUAAACUACAGAGAAGUGUACAUUUCAAAAGGGACGGGUCACAAAAAAAUGUAUGGGAAAACAUAUAAGAAAGAGAAUCUGGCUUCUUUUCUGCCCAGAAAAUAGAUGAAAAUAAGCACAUGCUAUGUAGAACUAGUUUUUGUGUUGCAGACUAUUUCAAAACCUGUUUUUUUUUUUUUUUUUUUGGACAAGGAAACCAUGUUAUAAUAAACUGUAGUCAUAAUAUAGAGCAUUAAAAACUGA
Ctenopharyngodon idella (grass carp) is the source of this 1429-nucleotide messenger RNA. RefSeq names its product retinoic acid-induced protein 2. The transcript has a single exon. The record is from RefSeq and is a predicted model, not a curated record. Gene Ontology annotation, biological process: animal organ development. Gene Ontology annotation, cellular component: nucleus. NCBI's taxonomy places the organism in Eukaryota, Metazoa, Chordata, Actinopteri, Cypriniformes, Xenocyprididae. Bases 241 to 1254 code for a protein of 337 amino acids.